Molecule: messenger RNA, 1529 nt
Organism: Vombatus ursinus (common wombat)
Lineage: Eukaryota; Metazoa; Chordata; Mammalia; Diprotodontia; Vombatidae
Gene: SLC25A47
Product: solute carrier family 25 member 47
Exons: 6
Coding region: 73-960 (295 amino acids)
Biological process (GO): transmembrane transport
Cellular component (GO): mitochondrion
Molecular function (GO): transmembrane transporter activity
Source: RefSeq, a predicted model, not a curated record
CUGGCCAACUCCUGCCCCUGGGGUUGAACCUCUAUUCCAUUUCUGCACGGGAAACAGCCCUCUAGAUUGCAAAUGGAUUUCAUUGCUGGAGCCAUUGGAGGUGUCUGUGGCGUUGCUGUGGGUUACCCCCUGGACACAGUGAAGGUCAGAAUCCAAACUGAAAAGAAGUAUACUAGCAUCUGGAACUGUAUUCGAGAACUGUACAAAGCAGAAAAGCUCUCUGGGUUCUACAGGGGGCUCUCCCUGCCUGUGUGCACAGUAUCUCUGGUCUCCUCGGUCUCCUUCGGCACCUAUCAGCAUUGCCUUUCUCGCAUCUGCAAGCUCAAGUAUGGCAGCUUGGACGUGAAGCCUUCCAAAAUGGACAUCACCCUUUCGGGAUGUGCCUCUGGCAUUGUCAGGGUCACACUGACAUCCCCUACAGAAGUGGCCAAAAUCCGAUUGCAGACACAGAAACAGCGUCCCUCAAUAACUUCUUCAUCUCCCAGUGAUCUCCUUCCUCCACCCAAGUACCAAGGUCCCCUGCACUGCUUGAAGACUGUGGCCAAGGAGGAAGGCUUGGGAGGCCUCUACAAGGGCAGCUUGGCAUUGAUGUUCCGGGACUGCAAUUCCUUUGCCACCUACUUCCUCUCCUACUCCAUCAUCUGCGAGUGGCUCACUCCCGCCGGGCAGAGUCGGCCAGACAUCCUGGGUGUGCUCUUGUCUGGGGGCUGCGCUGGUGCUCUGGCCUGGGCUGUGGCCACUCCCAUGGAUGUGAUCAAGUCUCGUCUUCAGGCUGAUGGACUGGGCCAGCAAAGGUACCGAGGAUUCAUUCACUGUGUCACACAAAGUGUGAAGGAAGAAGGAGUGAGGGUCUUGUUUAAAGGACUAGCUCUGAACUGUUGUCGAGCCUUCCCUGUGAACAUGGUGGUUUUUGUCUCCUACGAAGCGGUCCUGAAACUCACCCGGGGUUUCACGACAUAAUUGACUUCUUUCAUCAUACCCCAUAUGAAGAUGGCUCCAUUUGUGGAUGCAAACCAAGCUGGGGUUAGAGGCCUGGGGUGAAACUGAAUUGAAUUCCAGACUUUUGGACCCAGGGUUAUAGGUCUCUAGCAACAAUAUCUCAUUCUAACAGCCAUUGGCUAUGGGGACUGGAGGACCCAAAUCGGGGCCUCUGAGGUGAAUGUUCAGGAGUUGAACAGGCAGCUUGCCAUUCCCCACUUCCUCUUGGGGUCUCAGUAUUGCUCCUUGGUUAGGCUCUACCUCCCUACCAGUGACUGAUUCAGAGACUGAGUCUAGCCCAAAGUGGGCUAUUAGGUCACAGGUCACAAAAUGAGUUUCUCCACGUUUACCUUCUUAGAACAGGCAGCUCUCUUUCCCCUGUGACUUCAGCACUGCUGUUCAUAGGGCCUGCCUACCUCACCCACCUCUUAAAAAGCUUCUGAGAAGGACAGACGGCCUGGUUCUUCAGCAGGUCCAUAGUGUUAACAUGUCAUACUUUCAGAUGCUUUUUGUAAAUGUUGUGAGUGUAACCUUUCAGAUGUUUUAGACUU